AUGCUACAUGCACUGUGCUGUGAAGUCAGGGCUGACUGGAAGUGGCAGAAAGAGUGGCUGGGUCUGACAACGGGCUGGUCAAGCACACAGUUGUGUCACCACUGUCGGGUGACACACAAAGUUUUUGCAGUUGCACCCUCGCUUCUAGCUGAACUCCCUCGCCGAACUUUGGAUGAGAUCCGAGACCAAUGCACCCACCGUGGCAUCCGAAGCCCGCUCUUCGAUCUUCCAGGAGCUUCAGCUGCCUUGUACAAAUGGUGUGCGAUGCACAUCAUCAACUUGGGAGUGGUGUUGUGGGUCGUGGGAUCUUGCUUCAAGUUACUCCUUACAGACUUCCCUGGAGUUUUUGGUGAGGGGGAUGACUCCCAGCGCUUACGGAGAGCACAUGAAGCCUUCAAGCUCUGGUGUCACGAACGCAAGAUACCGAACACCCAGCCUCGAUUCACCACUGCCUCCCUGAAGUCACCCGAUGGUCCAUUCCCGGAGCUCCGUGCCAAAGCUUAUAAUGCAACUCGAAUAUAUGAUCUGAUAAGCCACGGGGAUCUAAUUUCAAGUGGCCCCUGGAUCAUGCUUAGGCUCGUGUGGUGGUGGCCUGGCUGGCUUCCUUCUUACUGGCAUUGUACCGUGAACACGAGCCCUCUGAAGUGCUGA
Molecule: messenger RNA, 651 nt
Organism: Symbiodinium sp. CCMP2592
Lineage: Eukaryota; Dinophyceae; Suessiales; Symbiodiniaceae
Source: the annotation of a GenBank genome assembly